AUGGAGAAAAAAGAAGCCUGCAAAUCUGGAUAUGGAGUGUGUGAUAGAGCGGUAAUGAGUCAACCCAAUACUCCGGCAAAGUGGAACUCAAGGAUUCUGGACUGUUGCAUUGACAGGAGGGUCUGUUUGUGUGGUACCUUCUGUUCAAUGUGCCUAGCCUGUCAGAUGGCUGAGAGGUAUGGUGAAUGCUUCUGUCUCCCCCUACUGCCAACAACUAUGAUGAUGAUGCGCACAUCAAUGAGAGAGAGAUACAACAUCCCGGGCAGCAUAAUUGAUGACUGGGCAGUGCACAUGUUCUGUGGACCCUGUGCUCUAUGUCAGAUGGCAAGAGAGAUGAAACACCAACUGGGUCGAGAUUGAAAGGCAAUCAAUCCAUUUGAGUUUUGGGGGUCUGUGCAUACCUAAUAAAAGAAGAAGAAAAACACUGAUGGCUUUAUAUUACAUACAGUAUCUGAUGAAUUCCAAUUGAAUAAGUCAUGCAUGGAAUUUACAAAAAGGCCUAAUAAACCUGCAUGUACGAUUAUACAACU
Salvelinus fontinalis (brook trout) is the source of this 530-nucleotide messenger RNA. Its product is annotated as cornifelin homolog A-like. Bases 1 to 360 code for a protein of 119 amino acids. The transcript has 4 exons. The record is from RefSeq and is a predicted model, not a curated record. NCBI's taxonomy places the organism in Eukaryota, Metazoa, Chordata, Actinopteri, Salmoniformes, Salmonidae.